Messenger RNA from Sinocyclocheilus anshuiensis, 1132 nucleotides. RefSeq names its product ribonuclease inhibitor-like. The record is from RefSeq and is a predicted model, not a curated record. Lineage: Eukaryota; Metazoa; Chordata; Actinopteri; Cypriniformes; Cyprinidae. The coding region runs from base 153 to 572 and encodes 139 amino acids. Gene Ontology annotation, molecular function: protein binding. The transcript has 4 exons.
CUGUCUUCAGUCUGUAUGGAUGCAGUAUUACAGAGGAACAGAGUCUCGUCCUGACUUCAGCUCUGAACUCAAACCCAUCACACCUGAGAGAACUGAACCUGAGAGGGAAUACACUAGGAGACUCUGGAGUGAAGAACCUCAGUGAUCUACUGAUGAACACACGAUGCAAGCUGGAGAAACUAGAUCUGUGUUUAUGCAGUAUUACAGAGAAACAGAGUCUCGUCCUGACUUCAGCUCUGAACUCAAACCCAUCACACCUGAGAGAACUGGAUCUGAGUGAGAAUCACAUAACAAACACAGGAGUGAAUCACUUGUGUGACAUACUGAAGGAUUCACGCUGUAAACUGGAGAGAUUGAGUCUAAAUCGCUGUGGUAUUACAGACGUUUAUUCUUUAACUCAGUCUUUGAGAAACACAAAAGCGCUGCGGUUUCUAAAAGAACUUAAUCUGAGUGAUAAUAUGAUUGGAGACUCGAAGCAGCAGCUCAUUUAUGUGCUACGAGACUCAAACUGUGAACUGAGAGUCCCUGAUAGAGUUCAGCCGUCACAGGAUGAUGGAUGCUGUAUAUCAUAGUUAGAGAUGAUGAUGAGAGGAGCAGUGAACAUCAGCUGAGAGCUUCAACUCUGUGUCUGUGAGCAGAAAUACAUACAGCUGGAAGAGACUCAGACUUUACAAUCAAAACAUGUCAUACUGAAUGAUUCGUGUUGUUUUAUUUAAAGGUGAAACAGAAGAAGAAGCUCGGAUGAGUCUGUCUGGCUCUUCAGUUUAACACCUACAAACAUAAUAAUAUUUGUAUUAAACUCAUCCAUAAUGAUUCAUGUGAUUCUAAUCAUAAACGUGAUUGUCAAGUGCAGCACUUAAACGUAUCAAAAGAUGUAAAGCAAAUCUACAAUGUGAAAUAUCCAUGUCACUUAAAACAUUUACAUGAUCGCUCUCAUUUUAUACUCACUGUUACUCUGUUAUUUUAUAUUAAGUUAGUUAUGUGUGUGUCUGUUGUUAAUGUACAGAUAUCCAGUAUAUUGUCAGAUGAAGAGAGAUUCUUUCUUAAAUAAAUGCAUGAAACAUAAAACCGUAUGAGCGAUUGUAACCUAGAUGAGGAUCCAAAUGCAAGGCUUUAUUAAAUCUCCUUUGUU